GAGUGAUUGAUUUUGAUAUAUGUGUUCCUGUGUAUGAUCGUAACUGUUCUUUCGUUAAUCAAAGAUUCAAAAAUCUUUGUAUCGGACUACUGUUUUGUUGACGGACGCUGUUGGUUGUAUUCCUAACGGAUAGUCAACGCACGGAGAGCGAUUGGAUACAUACAUAUCAACUCAGAAGAAAAACACAAAAUGUCCGCCGAGUUACUGUUUCUUUUCUAUUUGUAGAUAAUGUUGUCAAAGACACAUUGUCAAUGCCAAUUUUAAAGAUUAUACAUUGAUUACCAUCAAAGGGAGAUGGAUAAAAGUACCGGCUCCCAAAGUGAGGUUGUUCAUAAUACAUCCGGUGGAGACAAGAUGGAUGUGUCAAUUAAAGAGAGCGUCAUUUAUGGCGAAAGGGACAGUAGCAUGUCUUCUAAGGGAGAAGAUCCUGAUGAUGUGAUGAAUGGUGACAAUUCCUUGCAUGAGGAAACUUUACCAGAUGACCAAACAAAUAUUCAAAAGGAAGAAUUAAAAUCCUUAGAAGGUGAGGAUUCAAGUCCAGUUCCUCAGCAAGUCAAGAAAAGGAGGAGAUCAAGUGCAGUACAAGCUGUGUUAGCUGAUAGUCCAGAUCCAACAAGUCGUUCUGGAAGAACGCGUCGACCAAAGGUUGAUUCUGAAGACUUUCUACCCACUGAUGCUGUUCUUGGAAAAUCGCCCAAGAAAGACAGGAAAAGUAAUGAUACACUAUCCAGUCCCCCUGCAGAUGAAGAUGAAGCUAUGGAAACAGAGGGUGCUUUAAAUGGAUCUUUAGAAGAUUCAUUCUCUGCAGACCCUGAUGUACCAUCAAACACUGACACAGCUGGCGAUUUGAAGGCUGCUGCAGAUGCCUCAGGAGGGAGUGGUAUUGCUGAAGAAGAUGUGUCCACUGAAUAUGAACCAGGGGACCUCAUAUGGGGUAGAUUAGGACACCAUCCAUUUUGGCCCUGCGUUAUCAUCAAUGACCCUGUUAAUAAAGAGUAUUUCAAACUGACAGGACGAGGACGCCUGUCCUACCAUGUUUUAUUUUAUGGUGACAAUGGGAAACGCAGUUGGGUGCCAUCAUCCAUGGUCAUUAGAUUUCUAGGACUAUCUGAUUUUGAAUUACAAGCUGCCAACUUGACCAAUGAGAUUAAAAAGAAUAAUACCAAGUAUUACUCUGGAUUUUGUGUGAAGCCAAACACAAAACAAAGGUGGGAAGUAGCAGUUAAAGAAGCAGAAGCAGUUAUGGGCCUUACCAGAGAUGAGAGACUGGAUGCCUUUUUGGAUAACAUGCGUCAAAUGAAAGGGAGGAAAUCAAAGACAGCUGAUGAUUCACAAGACUCUGAUGAGAAUGAUGCAGACGGACUUGAUGAUGGGGAUGAAGGAGAUAAUGGUGAAAUUGCUGGCAGUCCCACACCAGGAACUAAAAAGAAAAAAAAGACAUUAAAAGCUGAAUCACCUCCUACUGAGAAAAAAAAGCGUGGCCGACCUCGUAAAGUUGACAUUUCUUUAAAUCAAACUGAUUGUGAUACACCUGAGCCUGUGGCUAAGAGCACACCAGGCCCAGGUCGUGGUCGCAAGAGGAAGCUGAUAGCUAACACUGAUUCUAAUCAGGACACAAAUGGGGAUGUAAAUGAUGAUCAAGAUUGGAAAACAAAUGGUAAAAAACGAAAGAAAAGAAAGAAGAAAAUCAAGCAAAGUUCUGAAGACAAGGCAUUUGCUUUAUAUUCUGAAAAUAAUCUAGACCGUAUACUAGAUGAUCACCCUGAAAUGGAUAAUACAGAUGCUGAGAAAUACUUGCGUCUUUUGUGGGAGAGGAAAGAUGAAGAUGAAAAAUCCAACUACAUUGCCAUGGUUGAUGACGAUUCAGAUGAAGAGGUAGAAUCUGGAUCAGAUGAGGAAGAUGAUGGAAGAGAUGAUACAGGUGUUGAGGAGGAAGUUGCUACCGUUGCUUCAUCGGAUUCGGCUAAGGAGGCUACAGGGGAGGAAACAUCUGUCGUUAUAGCUAAGAAGAAGAUAAAUCUAUUCCGAGGCUUUAAAAUGGAAAGAGUUUGUCAAAACUGUGAAAAGCCUGGAAAUACUGUCAGAUGUCGAGGUGUGUGUGCUGGUGUGUUCCAUGUUGAGUGUGCACGAGGUGCUGAUAAUUCUAUUGGACAGUACCGCUUACUUGAUGAUGAUGAGAAGCCCAAGAAACGUGGCAGAAAGAAGAAGGGUGAAGUUGAACUUGAGUCUAACAUCACCGUUCAGGUCACUCAGAAAUCAAAGGCAGAGAAACGCCACAAGAAAAUUUAUGCAGAGGAGGAGUCUGACAGUGAUCUUGACUAUGCAAACGGAGAUGUUAUUCCUGAGGUAUCUGACGAUGCAGCUGUGUUGAGAAUGAUUAUGGGUGAUACAUCUGUAGUCCCUGAAAUAGCCAUCAUGAAUCAAGAAGAGAGUGAGUCUGAGGAAGAGGAAUAUGACCAGAAUGGGCCAGUUCUCAGCAAUACUAGUAUCACAGAUUUUAGAUGUGGAGAUUGUGCUAUGCUGAGGACACCCCUCUGUUUCGUAUGUGGCCAAGCAUCUGUUCCAUCUGGGGAGGACAGCACUCGGACACGCUGUUCUGUUGGUCACUGUGGGAAACAUUACCAUGUAGAAUGUUUGAAGGUGUUGUGGCCCCAAGCAUCUUACAAUUCCCGCAAGGGGGUCCUCCAGCAUCUGACUUGUCCCCAACACGUGUGUCAUACAUGUGUAUCUGAUAACCCAAGAGGAGACAGAGGCCGAUUUGCCCAUGAGAAACUUGUGCGCUGCAUUCGCUGCCCUACGUCUUACCAUUAUGGUAACUAUUGUGUUCCUGCGGGUAGUAAAAUUCUUACUGCCACCCAAAUGAUUUGCCCUCGACAUUAUGAACCUCCUAAGAAAGCCAGUCAACAUAUCAAUGCAUCAUGGUGCUUUAUUUGUUCCAUAGGAGGGUCCCUGAUCUGUUGUGAUUUGUGCCCAUCAUCCUUCCAUGUAGAUUGCUUGAAAAUUAAACCCCCAACUGGUAGCUUUAUUUGUGAGGACUGUGAAACUGGUAGAUAUCCAUUAUAUAACGAAGUUCUUUGGGUUAAACUUGGGAACUACAGGUGGUGGCCAGCUUUGGCUCUGUUUCCUAGUGAAGUACCUGUUCUUGUUCAAAGCCGACCGCAUGUAAUGGGCGAAUUUGCUGUUCGGUUUUUGGGAACAAAAGAUCAUUAUUGGAUUGAGAGGGGACGCUGCUUUGUUUAUCAUGAAGGGGACUCUGUUCAAGAUGGGAAGAAAGGAACAAAGACUGGAAUGGAUAGCUCUUACCAGCGAGGAUUACUGGAAGCCAAUGAAUUGCAUAAAGCUCAUAAAGAACUCAGAGCUACAAUCCAGUCACAAAGCAAAUCUAACCCUAUGAAACCUCCACAAUAUGUUAAGAUCAAGACAAAUAAGCCUGUUGGGCCUGUGAAAAUACUUGAAUUUGAUACAUCAAAUAUUUCACCCUGCGAAUGCAGUCCUGACUCAGAACACCCCUGUAGUCCAGAUUCUGAAUGCUUGAAUCGAAUCCUGAUGGUGGAAUGUGACCCUAAAACAUGUCCUGCCGGAGAAAAUUGUGAAAACCAGUACUUUGAAAAGCGCAUCUAUCCUUCUCUUGCACCAUAUUGGACUGAAGGUCGGGGCUGGGGCCUGCAAAUUUUGGAAGAUGUGAAGAAAGGAUCCUUUAUUAUUGAAUAUGUUGGAGAAGUUAUUGAUGAUGAGGAGUACCAGAGAAGGCUUCUUCAAAAGCAUGAAGAAAAAGAUGAAAACUACUACUUCCUUACCAUCGACAGUAAUCGCAUCAUAGAUGCAGGACCUAAAGGCAAUGUUUCAAGGUUUAUGAAUCAUUCAUGUGAACCUAACUGUGAAACUCAAAAGUGGACUGUUUUUGGGGACACACGUGUUGGUCUAUUUGCUCUCGCUGAUCUACCUGCUGGUACAGAAUUAACUUUCAAUUACAAUCUAGAAAGCAAAGGAAAUGAGAAGAAACCUUGCCAGUGUGGCACAUCUGUUUGCUCAGGCUUCAUCGGUGCAAAGAAAACCAAGGCUCCCAUUGUGGAUGCUAAGGAUCAGGCAUCAGGCAAAAAGAAGAGACGUAAGCCAAGACUCCGUAACUUGAUUGAAGAUAUUUGUUUGAUUUGUGAUGCUGAUAAAGAAGCGGGAACAUUGUACUCAUGCCACAAUAAGGAGUGUGCCUCAAAGUAUCAUUUAGCAUGUAUUGGACGCACAACUGUACCUAAAGGCAAGUGGCUCUGCCCCAGACAUCGCUGUAAUGUUUGUGCGGAACGUACUCAGCGAUUUUGCAGUUAUUGCACAGAGUCUUAUUGCCCAGCGCAUUUGGGAAAUAAUUUGAUCACUGAUCCUCUUCAUGGUGACAUCUGUAAAACUCAUCAAAAGAAUCCUCUCUCAAAGGAAAAGCAAAUAAAGAACAAGCGAGAUGAAGAAAAGAAAAGAAAGGAAGAAGAGAAAAUGAAGCUUGAUACAGAGAAGAAAAAGCUAUAUGAGGAAGAGCGUGCUAGACGUCGCAGUCGAAGGGAACAAAUUACAUCUGAAGAGGAGGGUCUGAAAACAAAGCUAAAUGGUUCUGAUCUAGAAGAUGCUUUUAGUGAAUCCUCUGUCAAUAGUGAGGAUAAGCACACAAGUGCUCUCAAAGAAGCAUCAGCAUCUUGUGAUGAAGACAAUCAUAGUGUGAAAAACGGAUUUAACACUAACCUCAAAGCUCUCAAAUCAAGGAAAUCUUUCAAGGGAAUAUCUAAGGUCAGCCCUGAAGGUAAAAGCCCGGGUGUUUCUAAAAGAGGACGAAAGAGGAAAAUUAUUGUUGCUGAAGAAAGCAACUCUUCAAUACGGGUGAAAAAGGAGGGCGUCAAAGAAGAAUACUCACAGAGGAUAGAGGACGAUCUAAAUGAGAUUAAUAAUGGCAUCAAGGCUGUAGAGGAUGAAGAGUCUCAGAUAACCUCUUCGGUCCUAGACAAUUCCUCAAAAGAUGAAAUACCGGAUGCAGACCCUUCACUUGACAAAUUCAUGGUCCAAACACCUGCUCCCAUGGAUGAUGAACCACUUCAGUCACGAAAUACUCCAUCCGUGAAAAGAAUUAAAUUAAGUAGUCCCAAAUCAGAUAAAGACCAUUCUAAUGAAGCCUCCCCUGGAUCUGUAAGUAAGAGAGCACGAAAACCACCAGCCCAUAAUAUGGAUUAUGUGAAUUCUCAAAACUUAAACCUAAAAAGCAUGAAAGAUUCCACUCCAGACAAACCUGACAAAGUCAGCUAUGUCAAGAAAACUACCUCAAAGAAGCAGCAAGAUACCAAGUUUGACAAAGUUGGAUUAAUGGAUGAACUUGAAGAUUUAGCUACAGGCUUUGCCUCUGAUGAUGGAAUGGAUAGUCCAAAAAUUCUCCCUAAGAAAACUAGCUCCCGUGGUAGAGGAAAGCGACUCAGUUUAGGUAUUGUUAGAUCACGCACUGCAGACAGUACUACUGGUGAGAUUUCAGAUGCUAAGAGCCAAACUUUCUCUCCAAAUACUUUGAAGUCGCCUGCUGGUUCUCGUUUCUCUCCAAAUCCACUGAAAUCCCCAGUUGGAUCCCACUUCUCCCCUAACCCAUUGAAAUCUCCAAAUUCUCACAAACUAGCACCCAAAUCAUUAAAAUCUCCAGACAGUUACCAGUCUCCUCCUAGUUCCUUGAAGUCCCCUCCAGGUGGGUUUGGAAGCCCACGAUCCGGAAGCUCAGAGAAAUUGUCAGCUUCAAAGAUCUUUGCCAUGCAAAGGGCAAAGGGAUUGAAAGUAAUGCCUCCUAAUCGUCGUCUUUCGUUAGCUCGAGAACAGGCAUUAGGUGCCAGGUUUGAAGAAGAUGUACCUGAUAAAGUGGAAAGGGCUGUAAAAGGUUUGAAGAUCAUGAAAGGUCGGCGGUCUUCAGUUGAAGCAAAUUCAAGUGAAAAGAAAACUGAAAAUCUGCAUGGAGAAUUACUUCAAAGUGGUAUUGUGAAAAAAGUUAGACCCGUACUCUCUAAAGUUGAAGAUAAUGGAAUGAGUGUUGAUGAAGAUAUGGAAGACAAGGUGGUUGAAAAUAGCUCCCUGGCUUUACCAAAGACACCCCAACCCCAUGCAAUGCAGAGCCCACCUAAUAAGAAAAUGAAGCCUUCAUCUCCUAAGAAAUCAUCUCCUGGCAUAGGUGUGAGCUCUCUUUGGAAUCAAGAUAUUCUGAAUAUUAUAAAUUAGAAGUAAUGCCAUUGGGCUAUUUUUUUUGUAUUUUUUUUUUGUUUGUUUGUUUAAGAGUUACAUGAUGGCAUACGGCAUAGUAUUUUCAAGUAUCAACGCAUUAAUUAAUUAUUCAAUCAUUUGACAAUGGUUAUGAUUGUUAUUUCUUUCAAAUAUGAGAUAACCUAGUUGUAAUUCUUUUAGAUUCACGCUUAACUCUAGGAGUACAUAAAUUUUCAAGUCUUAGCUAUGUCUAAAAGAUUAUGUAGUCUUGAGCCAACUUUAUAUGUCAAUUUCAAUUGAAUAUUUUGGAGUUGGUGUAUAUAGUUGGCCUUAGUCCUUUGAACACAUUAUUUUGACAUGACAUUGUAUUUUACUGAACAUUUUAAAGUCUUUCGUCUAAUGUAAACGGCUGUUUUGUGCACCAUAGUGAUUUUUCUUGUGUGAUUUAGUUUUUUUUUUUGUCAUUCCACCAAAGAAAGUUGUCAAGGUGUGUUAUCUUAGUCAUGAAAAUUGUUAGUAUCGGUUGUUACGUGUUCAUAUUUUGCUUUGUCACUCAAAGGCUUUUUCAAGGCUCAUCACAUUCCCUCUGUGCUGUCAGAGUAGUUGGCAUUCACUACUUCCUUUCUUUUUUUCUUUUUUUUUUAAUUUUGCGUGUGUUUAGCAGUUAGAAUUAUGCCAGUAGCAUUCCCCAUAUAAAGUGCGGAAGGACUUUUGGUCAUAUUAUACAGCUUAUUACUUUUACUAUUAGGCUUUAUUCCCUAAGGAUGACGACUAGUAAAUGUUACCAUGAACAUGUGCCUGUAUCAGAUAGGUUCUAAUUUUUUAUUCAAAUAAUUUUUAAACUGAAAUUUGCAAAGAGGCAUCUUAAGAUUUGCAGCUCAUUGUAAAUAAUUCUUAUUUUCUAAUAUCAUCCAUGUCCAUGGUAGAUUUUUCUUUUCUUUUCAAACAUGAAAUGUUAUUGUAUUUGAUUGUUGUUUUUUUCUUCCGAAUAUUUAAAGCAAGCAGUAUUUUGUUUAAAAUCCUGGAACACAUGAAAUGUAAAUUGAUUCUCACUCCUGGUAUAUAAUUUUAUUUUAGUGACGUGUAUCAUUGCCAUCAGCACAUAUACAGUACAAAAGAAUAAUAAAGUGGUGUUGUGAUUCUCUUGGCAAACAACCAUCAACUAUUUAUUUGAUUAAGGUUUUAUAUCUGGUCAAGAUGUUAGAUUUUUACGGAUACUAUUUGUUGCCCUAUCUUUGAAAUGUAGUGUUUAUUUCUGAGAAUAAAGUUGAUUGGCGCCAGAAA
This is a messenger RNA of Frankliniella occidentalis (western flower thrips), 7491 nucleotides long. RefSeq names its product histone-lysine N-methyltransferase NSD2 (gene NSD). Gene Ontology annotation, molecular function: histone H3K36 methyltransferase activity; protein binding. Bases 295 to 6225 code for a protein of 1976 amino acids. Lineage: Eukaryota; Metazoa; Arthropoda; Insecta; Thysanoptera; Thripidae. Gene Ontology annotation, cellular component: chromatin; nucleus. Gene Ontology annotation, biological process: regulation of DNA-templated transcription. The transcript has 20 exons. The record is from RefSeq and is a predicted model, not a curated record.